CCCGCCCCUCCUGCGUCCCGGGAGCCGGCUCGCUCCGGAGCCGCGCGCGGUGUGACCGGGCAUGCCCCGCUACGAGCUGGCUUUGAUCCUGAAAGCCAUGCAGCGGCCAGAGACUGCUGCUGCUUUGAAACGUACGCUAGAAGCCCUGAUGGACAGAGGGGCGAUAGUGAGAAACUUGGAAAAUCUGGGUGACCGAGCGCUGCCUUAUAAGAUUUCCGCCCACAGCCAGCAGCACAGUAGAGGAGGGUAUUUCUUGGUGGACUUUUACGCACCAGCCACAGCUGUCCAGAGCAUAAUGGAACAUUUGUCCCGAGACAUUGAUGUGAUUAGACCGAAUGUUGUAAAACACCCUCUGACCCAGGAAGUGAAAGAGUGUGAGGGGAUUGUCCCUCUCCCACUCGAAGAAAAACUGUAUUCCACAAAGAAGAGGAAGUGAGAAGAUUUACCACAUUUUAGCUUUGUAUUUAAUUCUCUCACUUUUGAGUGCCAUGGAUUAAAAAUUUACAAACUUGAUGCUUA
Messenger RNA from Mustela erminea (ermine), 519 nucleotides. RefSeq names its product mitochondrial ribosomal protein S6 (gene MRPS6). Lineage: Eukaryota; Metazoa; Chordata; Mammalia; Carnivora; Mustelidae. Gene Ontology annotation, molecular function: small ribosomal subunit rRNA binding; structural constituent of ribosome. The record is from RefSeq and is a predicted model, not a curated record. Bases 62 to 436 code for a protein of 124 amino acids. Gene Ontology annotation, cellular component: ribosome; mitochondrial small ribosomal subunit. Gene Ontology annotation, biological process: translation. The transcript has 3 exons.